Neoarius graeffei (lesser salmon catfish) is the source of this 1350-nucleotide messenger RNA. RefSeq names its product C-C chemokine receptor type 5-like. Gene Ontology annotation, biological process: chemotaxis; immune response; G protein-coupled receptor signaling pathway. Bases 216 to 1295 code for a protein of 359 amino acids. The record is from RefSeq and is a predicted model, not a curated record. Gene Ontology annotation, cellular component: membrane. Gene Ontology annotation, molecular function: chemokine receptor activity. Lineage: Eukaryota; Metazoa; Chordata; Actinopteri; Siluriformes; Ariidae. The transcript is spliced from 2 exons.
GGAUAUUUUUGGAAUUGCAUGUACAUGUUUUGUUCUCACAUGGAUGUGUUAAAAUUAGCUGAAGUACUUUCACCAUUAUGGACUUCACUGUUCUUUCAGCAGAUCAAAGCCCCACCUCAGAAAUGUCAUGACAUCAUAGCUCAGCCUCUUGUCAUGUACUAAUACACACAGUCUUCUUUCACAAGCAAUCAUUCUUGGACUGAGGAAACGUUGCCAUGAAUAACUCCAGCAGCCCAACCACGGACAACUUCCCUGAAUACGACAACCUAGGUCCAUGUGAUUACGUGCCCUGGGGCUGCAACAACAGCAAUGUAAGGAACUUUAGCCAAGUCUUCCUCCCUACAGUCUACAGCAUUGUCUUCAUUGUGGGGUUCAUUGGCAAUGGCCUGGUGUUGUGUGUCCUGGCCAAGUAUCACAAACCAUUCAACAUGUCAGAUCUGUGCCUCUUCAACCUGGCCAUUUCAGACCUCCUCUUCCUUAUCUCAUUGCCUUUCUGGGCUGACUACGCUGCCAACUUGAAGUGGACCUUCCCAGAUUUCAUGUGCCAAGCAGUGACAGCACUCUACAUGCUGGGCUUCUAUGGAAGUAUCUUCUUCAUGAUCCUCAUGACGGUGGACCGCUACGCUGUCAUUGUCCACACUUAUACCUCCCUCAUCUCCAAGUUCCGCUCUGUCGGAGCUAGCAUAGCGCUAGCUUUGUUUGUGUGGACACUGAGCUUGGGAGCCUCUCUGCCAAACAUAAUUCUCUCAAACGUGAGUAAUGUAUCAAAUGUAUCAGUAUGCAGUGUGACAGAUCCAAGGAACAUAUGGAAGCCAUUCUAUUACAUUGAGCUGAACAUCCUUGGUUUUAUUAUUCCUCUCUCAGUGAUGCUGUUCUGCUACUCGCGUAUCAUCCCCAUCUUAAUGACCAUGAAUUCUCAGAAGAAACACAAAGCUGUCAGGCUUAUGGUGGUCUUGGUCACUGUUUUCUUCCUUUUCUGGACACCCUACAACAUCAUCAUCUUCCUGAAGCUCCUGCAAGAACUGAAAGUGAUCAGCCAUCACUGCAAUCAGGACCUGCACAUGGCUAUACAGUGGGUGGAAUCCAUAGGAUUCUGUCACUGCUGCCUCAACCCCAUAAUUUAUGCCUUUGUGGGGCAGAAAUUCAGAAAUUUAUUUCAAAAGAUGCUGAAAGAGUGGUUUCCUCUUUGCUUUGGCCAUUGCACAACAGUUGAAAGCAAGUCCUCAGAGAGGACGACCUCUAAGUACUCACGCGCCUCAAUGAUUUCCAGUACAAGGACAAAAUUAAAAGUGUAACUCUUAUUGCUUGUUAUCCCCGAAGCCUAUUUCAGUUUGAAAAAAAGACCAUAAU